Apis mellifera (honey bee) is the source of this 1758-nucleotide messenger RNA. RefSeq names its product tubulin-specific chaperone A. The transcript is spliced from 4 exons. The coding region runs from base 542 to 1699 and encodes 385 amino acids. The record is from RefSeq and is a predicted model, not a curated record. NCBI's taxonomy places the organism in Eukaryota, Metazoa, Arthropoda, Insecta, Hymenoptera, Apidae. Gene Ontology annotation, molecular function: beta-tubulin binding. Gene Ontology annotation, biological process: tubulin complex assembly; post-chaperonin tubulin folding pathway. Gene Ontology annotation, cellular component: microtubule cytoskeleton; cytosol.
GUUAUAAGAAUAUAUGUUAAUGGGAGUCUUAUCAAUCAGUAUAACCUUUAUAUCAUAGAAUUCUAUUAGUGGUGCCAUAUAACGAUAAUUAUUACGAUUUUAACCUAACCUAAUUCAAAUAAUUUUUCUGCAUAAAAGAAUAAAUAAAGAUGGUUAUGAUAUAAAAAAACAAGAAGAAGUACUUCAAGAAUCUCUUAUGAUGGUACCAGAUUGUCAACGACGUCUUGCAAAAGCUUUUGAAGAACUUAAAAAAAUUUUGGAUACAGAGCAAGAUUUAAAAGAGAUUGAAGAUUAUAUUGAAGCAGAAAAAAUAUUACAAGAAGCAGAAGCUCAACUUCCUAAAGAAGGAGAAAUUAUGGAAAUGUGUUAAAAAAGCAAAACCUACUAAUUUUAUUAAAAUAUUGUGGAAAGUUGAGAAAACUAUAUUUUCAUCUAAAAUAACAUAAGAUUUGUAAACAAGUUAAAGUAAUCAUUUAAUGCAUAAAGAAAGUGAUAGUAUUAAGAUUUUAUAUUUUUUCAAAUUAAGUAGUUUUUAACAAUUAUGUUUAAUGAUCAAAAUUUAGAGGAUCCUACACAAAAUUAUAUGGAUCCAAAUUAUAAUAUGUCUCAUCUAAUGAAUCAAUAUAUUUAUAAUACAAAUUAUAAUGUGAAUAUAUAUCAAAAUUAUAUUUAUCCAGUUGGUACAUUUGAAAAUGAAAAUGCUACAUCAAUAAUUAAUUUAGGAAUUCGACAAGCAGAUGAAAAAAAUAUUGAAAAUUUUCUCUUAGAAAUUAAUCAAUCCAAUAAUAUAAAUGACCAGAGAAAUAUAUGCAGAAAAUCUAAAAUUGCAAUAAUUAAAAAUGCUAUAACAUCUGCAUAUAAAUUAAAUGAAAAAUUAAAGAUAAUUUGUGCAGAAUUUAAGAAUAGCCAACAUUUGAUGGAAGAUGAGUGGCAACAGAAAAUAAAUAUUUGUAAUGCAGCAAAGGAAGAAAUUGUUCAAUUAUUAGAACCUAUUAGAAGUCAAAAUUUUUUAAAUCAAUUAAAAAAAGAUUUAGAGAAACGAAAAAAAAAGAGAUUAAGAGAAAAAAUUAAAAAAGAGAAAUGGAAAAAUGAAAAAAUAACAAAAAUGGAAAGAAGAGCAAGAAUGCAUGCACAGAUUGAUUUGUGGAUUAGGAAAGAACAAGCCGUAAUAGAUAAAGAAAAGCAAGAAGAAAAUUUACGUAAAGAUGCUGAUAUGGUUUUAUUUGAUGUUAGAGGGAAAAAAAUCGAUGCUAGGAAAUAUCUUGGAUUGUUACAAGAAUUACGAAAUUUGCGUAAUGUUAAAGCUAAUAUUGCCAGAGCAAGAGGGGAACAUUUAUCUUCAGCAGCUGAUGAAGCAUUUAAUAAUAUUAUUGUAAAAUUAACAGAACAAUGGUCAAUGCUUGAUCGUGAAUAUUCUACAGAAGAACAAGGUCUAAAAUUAAUGUUAAAGAAUGAUAAUGAAAAGAGAAUUGAAAAACAAAAAAAAAAUCUUUUUGAUGAAUGGGAAAAAGUAUUGUUUGGAAGAAAAAUAACAUUUGAUCAAUAUAAUUCAGACUUAACUAAUUUUGUUUCCAUAAGAACUGCUUGGGAUAAAUAUAUAAGUUCAGAUAAUGAUGCAUUUGCAAUACCAAUUGGAUGGAUAAUGCCUGAUAAACCAUCCUCAGCUGCCUGGCAAAAAUGUCUCAAAAAAAUUACGUGAAAUAAAGUAAUUAUGUACAUCUGUAGAUUCUAGUGUAAAAAUAGAUAAAAUUUGAUAUA